Messenger RNA from Penicillium subrubescens, 5883 nucleotides. Its product is annotated as proteasome activator BLM10. The record is from RefSeq and is a predicted model, not a curated record. NCBI's taxonomy places the organism in Eukaryota, Fungi, Ascomycota, Eurotiomycetes, Eurotiales, Aspergillaceae. Gene Ontology annotation, biological process: proteasomal ubiquitin-independent protein catabolic process. The coding region runs from base 1 to 5883 and encodes 1960 amino acids. The transcript has 3 exons. Gene Ontology annotation, cellular component: nucleus; cytosol. Gene Ontology annotation, molecular function: proteasome binding; peptidase activator activity.
AUGGACACCUCGGCCCCCAAGGCGAUUCUCACAUCCGACAAUUUCUCCCAUGCACAAGAGAUCUCACGCGCCACCUCGCCAGGUGGUGAACCAGUAGUCAUGAAUGGCGACGGCGAGCCGAAAGCUCGGGUUCGUCCACGAACCUAUCCAUACUUCAAAUACCUACCAUACCAGCUUGAAGAUGAGACCGAGCGGGAUCGGACUCUUCGCGAAAUUUUGAAUCAGCUGUACAUUUCCGUGGAGGCGGGCGAUUUCAGUCCUGGAGCUGUACACUGGACACGCGAGCUGCGAGGAUGGCUGUCACUGAAGUUCGAUCCCACCCGAAAGGAACGGAUCAAUCUAGUGAAGCUUUAUUUCGAGCUUUCGCUAGCUCCGGGUAUUGAUCCUGGUGUUUCAGAGCGCUUUGCUAGCAUGUUCAUGCUACUCACCAAACGCAAGCACUACCUCCGACCAGUGAAAGAUCUCGUCCUCGACUGGAAACCUCUCUACAAGGAGCUGAAGGCCUUUGUACUACCAACCGAGUCUGGCCUGGUUCACUCCACGAAUCUGAAGCGCAAUGUGAAGACGCUCACGAAAAUGUGCGCCUUUUCUCAGCUUUUCUUUGACCCCUGCGAACUACCCGCGAUGCUCGAAGAGUUCCUCCCUCACUAUACUACCUCAUUCUCCGAAGGCGCUUUCGUGGUAGCAGGAUUGAUCAACCUGCUGCUCCCGACAUCACCCCCGCCUGCUGAAAGGGAAGACCUCCUACCACAAACCCAUCUGCCGACACAAUUCCAUCUAUGGUCGCUAGUAGGUCGCUCCAAGACAUUCGACACAACAUACCUGGACUACCUGUCUAGACUGGCCCGGGACUCGCUCCCCGCGGGACAUAUUCCAUUCUCCGAGCAUGGUAUUUUCACAAAGGAUCAAUCAGCUCUUAUUUUCACUGCGAUUCUGCGGUUGCUGGAGAUUCCAGUAGGACAAUCUACAUCGCCCUACAGUGCCUUGGUAGAUAUUUCCUCCGGUCUGGGCAUCAUGCUUGAUCGCGAUACGCGCAAGCACCCCGUGGCUCAUCAUAUUGCCCGCUGGAUAGUGCUGUCGCUCUCUCCGGCCUGUCUAGAAUCCGAGGACUCCAUUCUUAGCCAGCUGGAGGGUCUGAUUCAGGCCGUGGAGACCUUCUUCCACCCUUCAAACUCUGGUAGCUGGACAAAGACUCUUUCGCAGUUAGUUUACUAUUUGACUGAUUUCUUCGUGAUGCGUUGGAACCGCGAGCAAAGUGGAGAGAUGGAGAUUCCAGUCGAGCGACGACUCACCGAGCCUUUGAAGCGUCGCUUCGUGUUGUGCCUGAGGGAUGUAAUCUUCAUGGGUAUCUACGCCAAGAGCAGCACUGCGAUGACUUUCUCCUUGUCUACCCUGCAAGGUCUGGCCUACCUCGAGCCGCAUCUCAUUCUCCCCGGCGCACUGCAGAGAAUUUACCCUUCUCUCCAAGGCUUGGUCGAAGUGCAUCGGACGACCUCUUCUCUUCGCGCCAUGCAAGUACUUUCCCGGGUCAUUACUCGCACAAGAGGAUAUCGCUGCCAUAUGACCACUCUCCUUGGUCUUGCUCUGCCUGGUAUUGAUGCCAACGAUCUUGAUAAGUCUCUUCAUGCUCUAUCGUUCAUUCAGUCGGCAUGCUACAAUAUCCCCAUGGUUGAUAUGACUCAAGGAAGAGAAGAUGUCAAUUGCAACAUGCUUGCACUUCAAUGGAUUACUGGAGAAAUGGAACGUAUGGAGGAGCAAGGAACGGAUUUGCAAUUGAAUUAUGACACUGAACUAGAUGAUGAAACAGAGGAGCUGAUUCUGCGGUCAUCAACUUGCGGCUUUGGCGACUUCACGAUCUCGUUCCUGGGUCGUGUUUUCACUCUCCUCGAAAACUUGCCAGAUGUCACUAGAGUGCGCAAUGGGUCCCCCGAGGAGAACAUUGUGAACACACUCCCCGCCACAUUCAUGCCUUUGCUGGCUUCACUCUCUCCCGAGUAUUACGAUAUUGCACUCUCCAAGAUUGUGGAUUUCGUCUCCAACCACGUCAUCCACCAAGCGCGAGAUGCAAUGGCUUUCAUUUGCAACGCCUUGUGCAAGGUCAAUCCUGAGAAGGCUCUGAAGCGCUUCAUCCCGGUCUUGAUUCAAGCCAUUCGCACUGAAAUUGAGGAGAACGGUGCUGGCUCUACCAGAACUACAGGCACAGAUGUCCUUCCUCGUGACCGUGGCCUGGUCUGGAAUGUCAGCAUGCUGAGUAUGUGCGUGGUCCACGUUGGCGACGCCGUCCUUGCUCAUCGGCAAGAGCUGUUUGACAUCGCGGUCUACAUGCAGCAGAAGUGCCGAGGUAUUCCGACUGUGCACAUCUCAAACUUCAUCCACCACCUCCUGCUCAACCUGACGGGGACUUACACUAGUGACUACUCUCUCUAUGAGAAGGAAGAUACCAAGGAAGGCAUUCAGCCCACUCAUUGGAGUUACAAGCCCGAUGUCCAGAACCUGAACAUCAACUGGCAUGUGCCCAAGCGCGAGGAACUGGAGUUCGCUGUCGAGGUCUUCAAGAAUCAGGCCGAGUCCGCACUGAAGCAUCUCUCGGGAUUGACAAAUGAGACAUCCAGCAUUAAGCGGGAUGGAAGUGGGAAGGAUUGGUCCGAUGAAGUGACCAGGAACCUCGUUCUGCUUCGUCUGCUCUUGUCAGGUAUCUCGGUUCUGUUCAAUCCCAAGGCUGCCUCGAAGUCAUCCGAAGCCUCCGAUACAAACGAGGUUGAAAUGGAAGAUGACUCCACUGUAUCGAAUGGUGUCGGGGAUGAGGACCCCGAGGCAGCGCUCGACAGCUCCGAUGAAUCAGCGAUCAAAGAGAACUUCUCCUACCCCACAGGAUAUCCUCUUGAGGAAGAGGACGUCUUGUACACGACCAUUCACGAAAUCCGCGAGCGUGCAGGAUUCGUCCUGCAUGACGUGCACAGGUUUUUGAGUGAUAAGCAGGAGGACGACGUGCCUUGCUUUGGUGCACUGUACUCGGCCUACCGCUCUUGGUUCGUUGAUGUUGGCAUCGAGCGAUCCGCACAUGUCCUAGAUCGGGUCACCCGCCUGCUGGCUGCUGAUAUCCACCCAUACAAGAUGAGUGGUAUUCGUAAGGACUAUCCCAGGGCGCUGCUCGUGCGCAGGGCAAACGUCUAUCAUCUGCAACGCUUGCGGCACAAUGCUGCUCCGCGACCUCGAUCCAAACUUGACGAGAUCCUACUAUUUGAUCUUGCCGAGUCUUGUGUCUCCCUUUACACCGAAACUCGUAGGAAUGCUCAGAAUGCGGGUGAAUCGGCCCUCAAAUCUGUUUGGGGCGCACGAACUCUCAUCAUUCCCCCUCUGCUCAAGGCUCUGCAAAAGGGUGUCAAGGAGAACGAUCAUGCCCGUAUCAAGGGAGCCCUGUUCUCUUUGCUUUUGAGCAGCGUCGCGAAGACGGUCGGGCGAAACUGGAAAUACACGCCAGCGUUGAUCCGGACUUUCAUCGACGCUAGCGCUGUCGACAAGCCCUCUGUGCAGAAGAUCUGUUCUAGUGCUGUUUUCCAAAUCAUGGACUAUGGCCGCGCCAUGGAACGCAUGGCCAUUUUGGAUCAGAAGAUCAUUGAGGCGAUUGCGCCUAGCGAUGAUGUCAAUGGGGAGAUUGAGCAAAAGCGCAAGGUCAUCAAUAACAAGCGUGCUUUGAUUGAGAAGAAAAAGGCUGAUCUGGCCGAAGAGCUGGUGAACCUAGCCCGAGUCUCUCACUGGAAGAUCGCCAGUCGCGCUGCUACCAUCGUCAUCACGAUGGGUCUUCGUUUCGACUACAUUGCAAGUGACAACUUGAUCGAGCUGGUCACCCUCGGCUCCAUCGAUGAUCACCCUGGUCUGAGAGGCAUGUACUCCCAGGCACUCAUUGCGCUCUUCACUAUGAUCGAUGUCCGGGCUAUCUGCACCCACGAGUACAAGAAUUAUAUUCUCGGUCAUCAGCGAUUCCCCUCGAAGAUCAAGGUGGCCACCCGACCUGAUGAGAAGGAUUGGACUCAGGAGUACUUGGCUAGCUUUGCCAAGCCUGAUGCUGAGUACUACGUUGAUCACGACUUCCCUGGUUGGCUGGUGUGGGGCAAGACGAUGCCUGCGUACAAGUCAAACAUAGGCCGCGAUAUUGAAUAUGACGACGUCGAGUGGAACGUACGGACCCAGAUGGGCAAGUUGUUCACUCGCGAGUGGUUCUCCAAGUUCUUCAUGUAUUUGAAGCAAGAGCCAAGAGACCCGUCUGCCGAUAAGUUCCGCAUGUCUUGUGCUAUGAUGCUGCUUUACGCCUUUGAGCUCAUGCUUCGGGAUGGGCUUACCGCUGCCUCGUUCCAGGAUAUCCAGGAGGAGAUUCAAGCUGUAUUCGAGGAUGGCAGUGACAAGCAUCAGCAUCGUGCCACGGCCGAGAUUCUAGGGGCCUUGAUCAGCUCUGUGACCGAUACGAGUGUGGAGAACCGCGCUCUCGUUUGGGAAUAUUCCUUCCCUAUUGUGCGUAAGAUUUUUACGGACGGUCUUACGCCCGAGAACUCUGGUUAUUGGACUACAUUCCUCCACAUGAUCUUGCAAUGCCGUGAUCCUCGUCGCGCCUGGCCCUUGGUUGACUGGCUUGCCAGCUUCCGCCUAGACAUGUCUACCAAUGCAGCCUUCAAGGAAAGCUCGAAAAUUAAUCUGCUUCACCAGUGCAUCAUUGACGCUGGAUGGCACUUCCAGCUCGAAAAGCCCAUUGUGGAGAACUUCCUCGGCCACUUGGAUCACCCUUACAAGGGAGUGCGUGAAGCAAUGGGCCAGACCCUUGCAACCAUUUACCGCACAAGAUAUCAUGAGUCGUACCCUGACCUCAAACAUUUGUUGGAGGAUCAGAAAGCUGCUUCUUCGGUCGGCACGUACCCCUACCAGCCCUCUGAUGAUUUCUCCAAGAUUCUUCGUGGAGUAUUUGAUCAAAUUGAGCAAUGGCGGCAAGCCAGAACCCCUGGCCAACAGACCCCUUCGUCCUACACUUCUGGUAGUAAGACUGUCCUGCUCUGGCUGGACUCCACCCUCUCUUCUCACGAGUGUACGCAGCUCGUUCCCUUCUUCCCUGAUGUCUUCACUGCUCAACUCCUGCACAUGAUGGACGUCAAGGAAGACCCCGAGCUACAGUCUCUGGCCUACCAUGUUUUCCGCCAUCUUCCUAACAUCCCUUACCCCGCGGAGAAGAACUCCGACUUUGUCCAGACUCUCAUCCGAAUUGGACAGACCUCCCCCUCAUGGCAUCAGCGUCUGCGUGUGAUGAUCAACAUCCAGAUCAUCUAUUUCCGUCGACUCUUCUUACUGGAUCCCGCGGACCGUGACAAGCUCUUCGAGUGUAUUGCCUCCAUGCUGGAAGACCCACAGCACGAAGUCCGCGCCGGUGCAUCUGCCACCCUGUCCGGCAUGGUCCGUUGCUCACCCAUCCUCCUGCGCGACAAGAUGGUUCACCGAUUCCAGGAGCGCUUCACAAGACUUCUGGCAGAUAACCCGCUGCCAAAGAAGCCCAGAAACAUCCGCUCUGGAAUCUCCUCCGCGGUUUCCUCCGGCGCAGGCACUCCUACUCCCGAGCACAACCGACUGAUCAUCGUUCGCCACGGCGCCGUUCUGGGAUUAGGUGCUCUGAUCCAGGCAUUCCCGUACAACAGUCCCCCACCUCGCUGGAUGCCAGAGGCCUUGACUACGCUGAGUACCCGCGCCGCUAAUGACCCAGGUGUUGUGGGCUCCAGUGUGAAGUCGAUCAUCAGCGAGUUCAAGAAGACCAGACAGGAUACCUGGCACAUCGAUGCAAAGGCCUUCACCCCGGAUCAAUUGGAAGACCUAUCCGGUGUGCUAUGGAAGAGCUAUUUUGCCUAA